AUCCCAGGAUUCUGGCAUAAUUUGAGAAGUUUCUGCUGGCCUCCACCAUUCUUGACCAAGGAGACCUCUGGGAGGCCAGUUAAGAACACAAAGCUGUUGGUGUGCCAAAAUGUACACUAAUAGAGAAUGAUAGUGUACUGGAAAGAUCUUCAUGUAGAGAGAUGAAAAAUUAAAGGAAUUUUUAUGCAUUCAUCAGAUAUUAAUUAUACAGCUGCUCUGUGUAAGUUGAUGAUCAUAGGGCCGAGAAACACAUAUGGAGAUGGCCACAGCUGGUACGGGGUGCCACCAAAAGGUGAAGAGAAGACUCAUAAGGAGCAGGGUAAUUGGAGGAAAUGGGAAAAGCAAAAAGUUUCAAGGCUCUACAUAGAUGGAGGAUUCUCUCAGAGGGAACCUGGAUUUAAGAGCAGCUUCCAGCAGUGGACUUUGCCCCGUGGCCUGUGGAAGGCAUCAGUGUUUGGUUUGAGGAAAAUUUCUCAGGUUCAACAGGAGAAUCUCCAGUGCUCUACAACUAUUAGCCUCCUCUUGUCCACCGUACUGCUUCCUCAGAUGUUUGCAUGGGGACCUUUUACCCAAGGCAUCUCCCAUUAUAUUAAUCACCAGGUGGGUAAGUUAGGAAUGCUUAUAGUUAAUACAUAUGUUUGUGUUUGUGUUUGUGUGUAUUUUACCUGCAGAAAGGACAAUCAUUCCUUAGCUUCCCCUACCAUCUUUAUAACACCGACCAGACUUUUGGACAAUUUCCUGAACUCCCAGGAGUACUUGUACCAGAAUAUGAAGACUCUUGUUCUAAAUGAAUGUGGUUUUUGA
Molecule: messenger RNA, 804 nt
Organism: Herpailurus yagouaroundi (jaguarundi)
Lineage: Eukaryota; Metazoa; Chordata; Mammalia; Carnivora; Felidae
Exons: 6
Coding region: 184-804 (206 amino acids)
Source: RefSeq, a predicted model, not a curated record